AUGUCAAACAGCAACUUAGAUGCGGAAAAAAUUGAAUCAAAUCAAGAAGAACGAACAGCAAAUGUUCAUCGCAUUGAUUCAUUGAACUUACUUAUCUUUACAACACUUCUUGUUAUUGUUGUGUUAACAAUAUGGAUAUGCAAAAGAAGAAAUUUUCGUUAUCUACAUGAAACAUGUCUCGCACUUAUUUAUGGUUCUAUUAUUGGAGCUAUUCUGCGGCACACAAGCACAUCAAAUACAAAACCGAGUAUAUUAAGACUCAAUCAUACAUCUCUACCGAAAAAUGUAAUGCCGAACUGGGUCUCUUUCGAAGAUCAAAAUAUGUCAGCCAGUUAUUUAUAUGCUUUUCAAGGACCAUAUCAAAAAGAUACAAUGCAUCUUGAAGAAUAUAAAGCGAUGUUUAAUUCGGAAAUAUUUUUCAAUAUAAUUUUACCACCGAUUAUUUUUCAUGCUGGUUAUAGUAUGAAACGAAAAAACUUUUUUCGUAAUCUUGGCGCAAUUCUAAUGUUUGCUCUUAUUGGUACAACUAUAGCUUGUAUAUCAACAGGAAUGAUGGUAUACACCUCCAUACGUGCAUUUAGUGGUCUGCGAAGUUAUUUUUCAUUCACCGAUUCACUUUAUUUUGGUGCUAUAAUAUCAGCAACUGAUCCAGUAACCGUUUUGGCAAUUUUUCAUGAUUUAAAUGUUGAUGUUGAUCUCUAUGCAAUUAUAUUUGGUGAAAGUGUACUUAAUGAUGCUGUUUGUAUCGUCUUAGCUCAAUCAAUUGAAAAAUAUGUCGCUAGUGCAAUCUUAGAUCGAUUCGAUCGAGGGCUUAUGUUUAAAUCGUUAUGCAAUUUUUUUGUCGUCUUUAUUGGUUCAUUUGCUAUUGGUUCAGGCAUGGGAUGUCUCACAGCAUUGAUGACCAAAUUUACAUAUAUUCGAGAUUUCCCGCUUUUGGAAACAACACUUUUUGUUUUGAUGUCCUAUAGCACAUUUUUGGCUUCUGAAGCUGCAGGAUUGACAGGCAUUGUGGCUGUACUCUUUUGUGGCAUAUUUCAAGCACAUUAUACAUUCAAUAAUCUGUCUCAGGAAUCUAAACGACGAACACGUGAACUAUUUGAAUUAUUUAAUUUUCUUGCUGAAAAUUUUAUAUUUAUUUAUAUUGGAAUCACAUUAUUUACAUUUCCAAAUCAUCAAUGGGAUAUUCGAUUUAUUGUUAUAGCUCUUAUUGCUAUUGGACUAUCAAGAAUAUUAUGUGUUGUGUUUUUAUCAUUUCUACUUAAUUUAACUCGUAAAAAUCAGAUUAGUUGGCGCUGGCAAACGAUGAUUAUAUUUUCUGGCUUACGCGGUGCUUUUGCUUUUGCAUUAGCCAUUCGAAAUGUUUCAACACAAGCUCGUUCACUUAUGUAUACAACGACAUCCCUAAUUGUUAUAUUGACUGUUGUAUUUAAUGGAACAUUAACAGCACCGGUUUUGAAAUGGCUUAAAAUUCGCGUAAAUGUUAAUGAAGAAGUUGAAGCACCUUCAUCAAAUGAUAAAUACCGAAUUAUGGAAGAUAAUAGAAAUCGAGAACGUCAUUCAUCAGACGAGGUUGCACUAUUGAACAAUGAUAAUGAUGAUGAUUCAACAUUAGCAAUUGAUCUUCGACGAGAUAUAUCACCAAAUACAAAGAUUGAAAAAAAACCUGAAUCGAAGACUUGGCUUUUAAAAAAAUGGUCUCAUUUUGAUCAAAUAUUUAUGAAGCCUCUUCUGACACAUAGUUAUCCUCCAUUGACUGUUACAUUACCAGCACGUCUUAUGCCAAUUACGCGACUUUUAACGACAAAAGAGCAACGUGCUUUUAAUCGAAAUGAAAAUUUAUUUCCAACUGAAAUGCAAUCACUUGAUAAUCAUCACGGUUCAACAGUGAAUAAUAAUUGCAGAAAUUCUACACCUGAAUUGAUUGACAUGGAAUUUGCAUCCACGAAUCCACUUGAUCACUAUUCAACAGUAUCUAAUCUCAAAUCGAAUAUACACACAGACGAAACAAGUGUAAAUCUUCGUACAGAUAAUAAUGGCGAUGUAUCUGCACAUUUUAAUUCGUCAUCAUCAUCAUCAUCAUCAAAACCUCUAUGA
This is a messenger RNA of Rotaria socialis, 2094 nucleotides long. NCBI's taxonomy places the organism in Eukaryota, Metazoa, Rotifera, Eurotatoria, Philodinida, Philodinidae. The record is from the annotation of a GenBank genome assembly.